GCUGAACACACUCAGGUCCUGGUUGUGUGUGGAGGAGAAGGUGGGCGGAGUCAUAUGAGUGGUCAUAUGAUCCUCAGCCUGGCGUCUGCAAGAUGACGGGCAACAGCAAGUACAGUAGUGGCAUGGUUUAUGUGACUUUGCUCAUCCUAAUAAUCCUAAUUCAAGGUAAGCCACUGUAUGGUUCAGAGCAUAAGCAACUAGGAGAAAUAUCCAAGGAGAUUUCCCACUAUGCUGACAUUGCCCUGAAGAUCAUAGAUCUGGCAGUGUUCGGGAAGGCUCAGAACCGCUCCUAUGAACGACUUGCCACUUUCACUGAUACAAUUGGUAAUAGAGUGAGUGGAUCCAAGGACCUGGACCUGGCUAUAAAGUAUAUGUACAAUGCCCUGAAGCAGGAUGGACUGGAGAAUGUGCAUCUAGAACCGGUGAAGAUCCCUCACUGGGUGAGAGGAGAGGAGAGUGCUGUGAUGCUUCUUCCACGAAACCACACCAUGUCCAUUCUUGGUUUGGGAAGCAGUGUUGGAACUCCAAAAGGAGGUAUUGAAGCAGAGGUGUUGGUGGUGGAGUCUUUUGAAGAGCUGAAGAGAAGGGCAACGGAGGCCAAGGGGAAAAUUGUGGUAUAUAAUCAGCCCUUUGUUAGCUACGGAGAGACAGUUGCGUACAGGGCUUCAGGAGCUUCAGAAGCUGCUAGAGUCGGAGCCGUAGCUUCACUAAUUCGCUCUGUCACUCCAUUUUCUAUCAACAGCCCCCACACAGGAUGGCAGUGGUACGACCCUGGCGUGCCUCAGAUUCCCACAGCCUGUAUCACAGUGGAGGAUGCUGAGAUGAUGGCCAGGAUGGCCUCCAGAGGCACAAGGAUUGUCCUGCGACUAACAAUGGGGGCGCAGACCCUGCCAGAUGCAGACUCCUUCAAUACAGUGGCUGAGAUCACAGGCAGUGAGCAUCCAGAGCAGGUUGUUCUGCUGAGCGGCCAUCUGGACAGUUGGGAUGUUGGACAGGGGGCUAUGGAUGAUGGAGGUGGCGUGGCUAUUUCCUGGGAAGCUUUGUCUCUGAUCAAAGAUUUAGGGCUACGGCCAAAAAGAACCCUCAGGGCCGUGCUGUGGUCUGCUGAAGAACCAGGCGGAGUCGGAGCUGCUCAGUACUUCCAACAGCACAAAGGAAACAUCUCGAACUUUGACCUGGUGAUGGAGUCAGACCUGGGCACAUUUGCCCCCUUGGGCCUGCAGUUUACUGGUAGUGACAAAGCCAGAGCUAUCAUGAAGGAAGUCAUGAAAUUGCUGGCACCGAUUAACGUCACGUCUUUGGAGGAGCAUGGAGAAGGAACUGACAUUAACAUGUGGAUGAAAGCUGGAGUUCCAGGUGCUAGCCUGCACACAGCUGACAGUAAGUACUUCUGGUUUCACCACAGUGAAGGCGACACAAUGACUGUGCAGGACCCCACAGAGAUGAACCUGUGCUCAGCUGUGUGGGCUGUGGUGGCCUACGUUGUUGCUGACCUUGAUGAGAUGCUCCCCAGAUAG
Messenger RNA from Astyanax mexicanus (Mexican tetra), 1517 nucleotides. RefSeq names its product carboxypeptidase Q. The record is from RefSeq and is a predicted model, not a curated record. Bases 93 to 1517 code for a protein of 474 amino acids. Gene Ontology annotation, molecular function: metallodipeptidase activity. The transcript is spliced from 8 exons. Gene Ontology annotation, biological process: peptide catabolic process; proteolysis. NCBI's taxonomy places the organism in Eukaryota, Metazoa, Chordata, Actinopteri, Characiformes, Acestrorhamphidae.